This is a messenger RNA of Pangasianodon hypophthalmus (striped catfish), 6847 nucleotides long. RefSeq lists its product as uncharacterized. The transcript is spliced from 7 exons. The coding region runs from base 1592 to 4150 and encodes 852 amino acids. The record is from RefSeq and is a predicted model, not a curated record. Lineage: Eukaryota; Metazoa; Chordata; Actinopteri; Siluriformes; Pangasiidae.
GCUUAAUCUCCUGUGCAAAGCAAGACAUGGAAUUAUACAGGUGCCACAAAUGAGUUAGGCAUUUCCACUGCUUUGCCUCUAGCCCUUUGGCUGCAUUUUUAAUGCUGAGAGAAAGACUAGAGAUGUGCUGGCUCUUUUUUUGCCUUAUCUUGUCAGCCUUGAGUGUUCCACAGAUUUUCAAAAUCAGGUAAUUCAAAGAAUUGAAUUAGCCGUACAAAUGUGUUUUGAAGGAGGUUAGACAACUAUGUCUGCUUCCCAAUAAUAAUAAUAAUAAUAAUAAUAAUAUUUCAUAGAUGGAAUAAAUGCAGAAAUGUAUGAUAUGUGCUAUUUUGGUCAAUUUUUGGCCAAGAACCUUUACCCAUCUGGCUCCUGGUAAAUACAUUAUUUAGCACUAAUUGAAACAGAAUUACCCACGUUCUCAUGUGUAAAGCCAUAAUGGCCCAGUGCUGAGAAAGUAAUAUGAGUGUAAUUGGCAUAAAGGCUGGAUCAAGGCUGUAUAUUAACUCUUUUUUCAGGCUUCUAAAAUGAAGCCAAGCCAGAAAAUGCAUGACACAUCUGAAAAAUGAUUUUCUGUAUGAUUUUAUAUGAAUGUUGUAGAGCUUUAAGACUCUAAAGCUAAUGGGUUAAUCAAGCUGAUAUCUGGCCAUGUAAAAUACUCAAUUACAAUUGGCUGGCAUUAAUUUCUUAAAACACUAUUAAUGUAAGUCCAGUUAAAAAAUAGAAUCACAGGUAUAAAUCAAUGCACUUCAUCCUAUAUAAGAAAAACCAGAACGUAACCAUGACAAGGAACAUAAAUAAUAGAUUAGGCUUGGCUUUGGUUAUUGCUAAUCAACAAUAGGGAAAAUAAAUCACAUGGCCAUUAACAUUAGUUUUAAUUCAUUUGGACAUCAUGAAGCUUUGGAAGAAUGGAAAGCAGCAGAGUUAGCACUAAAGAAUCCUGACAGACACUCCAUCUGAAUCACUCUCUACAUGCAGCAAAAAAAGAACUCUUUUCCCAAGAAAGUAGGCUAGACAUAAGAAUGUGUUUUCAAUUUUCAUGUCAGUCAGUUAUGACUAAGCGGAACAUACAAAAGCUCAGUUUUUGAAGAAUGUUAAGAGUUCGUGGUAUAAGCAGGAAAAAGUUGUUCAAAGUAUCCUGAGCAAAGACCCUACUGGGAAUCUUCUUUUAUAUAUUUUGUUGAUUGACACAUCUGGAGCAAAAGAUGCAAAGCUUCUCGCUAAAUUUAUUUUAAAAAAUAAUUCACUCUUAAGCAUUCACCCUAUGACCUGGAGAUUGUGAGUUCAAAUCCCAAAGAUGCCAUAGCCAUAUGUGGCUGGCAGCCAAGGGAACAAAACUGGCUUGCUCUCUGGGUGGGAGGGGUGUCGUUCUCCCUCUCUCCCCUGUCAAUCACAGCAACACUAGCCAAUUGUAGGUGUCUGUGAGCUCAUGUAUGUGGAAGAGGGUUGAUAGCUCUUUCCUCUGAAUGUGUUCCGCUGCUCUGGGAAGCAGGUAGAAAUGGAUGUGUUAGUUUUCAAUCUCCCUGGUGGCUGGUUGGUGGGAAUUGGCAGGUGACCAAACUGGGGAUAAAAUGUUUCACAAUUAUAAGUGACCAUGAUGGCUGCUGAUCUAAACAUUUCACAUAUUCUGCAAGACCUCUGUCACCCCCCAUAUAAUGCCAAUCAAUUGUGCUGUAAAAAUGAGGACAAGAACAACAACAUCAAUAAUGCAGGGAUAGCAGAGGAGCCAUGGCUUCUCACUAGUGUGGUGACUCAGAGCCAAGAACAAGAGCAUACACAUAAACAAGGAAGUGAGAGGAGUUUCAAGACUCAGGUUAAAGAAGAUGAAACGAAGCACCCCCGGGGACAUCUAUGUAAUUCACCAGUAUCUCUGAAAAACUCAAACAAUAAGAACCGGACAGACCAGUCAACAUCAAAGCCUAAUAUUUCCACUAAGAGUUCUGUGUUUGAAAAGUGGGCUGCCAUGGAUAGGGCCAAUCAGAGACCCCUUGCCAAGAGGCAGCUUUCAGACAUCAGCAAAGCUUUCACUUCCACAGCUGUGAAGAAGACUCUGGUGAAAGAGGAAGAUCAGACAAGAGAGAAGGUGCAGAGUAGUGCUACUCAGCAAGACAGGAGGAAUGAUCAGAUUAUCUUGAAUCAGCGUGGGUCCAGAAGGAAAUUGCAGAAGGAGCUGAUCUCCAGCACGGAUGAUUUCUACAGAGUGGACACACACGCAAUCAGUGCUGGCCAAGAGCUAAAGAGUAAGAAGAUCUUCUCAGUACAGACUAUUGCUAGAACCAUCACCAAGGGAACAUCUACCGAUUUAGAAAGGCUCCGUGCAAUCUGGAUCUGGCUCUGUCACAACAUCGAGUAUGAUUUGAAUGGGUACCUGGGUCUGACUGAGAAAGUAUGUUCUGCUGAGCAAGUUAUUGAAACAGGACGAGGAGUUUGCUGUGGAUACUCCAGUGUCUGUUUACAACUGUGCAGGGAGGCUGGCAUUGAGUGCAGGGAGGUGGCUGGCCAUGGCAAAGGUAUUGGAUACAAACUGGGUCAGAGCUACCAGAACACCAAGUCAAAUCAUAUGUGGAAUGCAGUGCGUUUGGAGGAUCACUGGUAUCUGCUGGAUGCCUGCUGGGGAGCUGGGAGAGUGGAUAUGGACAGCAAAGCCUUCAUAAAGAGAUACAAUGAAUUCUACUUCCUGACUGAUCCAGAGGACUUCAUCAAUUCACACUGGCCCGAUGAGAAGGAGUGGCAGCUGCUGGAGAGCCCCAUUAAGCUGGAGGAGUUUGAGAAGAGUGUUCUGAAAACCUCUGAGUUUUACAAGCUUGGGUUAACACUCGUCCACCCCAAACAAUUCUUACUCAAAACAGAGGAUGGUGAGGCUUCCAUAUCAAUGAGAUUCUCUCAGCCUGUGGAGUUCACGUAUGAGAUUUCCCAGCACCACAGUGGUGAACAGAAGGAGCUGAGUACCUCUAUGGGUCUACUCACCGUCACGCAGAACAGCAUGAAGCUCCAUCUGAUGCCGCCAACCUCAGGAACAUUCGACAUCAUGCUGUUUGCACGACCAGGACAUACUUCUGGAAAGUUCAGCUGGGUGUGUUCCUUUCUACUGGAGUGCAAUGAGCCUAAGACUUCAGAGAAUCUUCCUGAGAACCCUUACCUGUAUUGGGGAAUGACACAAAAUGCUGAAGAUCUGGGAAUGAAACCAUGCAUACAUGGUAGUGAGGCCAUUUUACUGAAAUCGGGGUCAUCUGAACUUGUGCUGCAGACUAGCAGGCCACUCAUGAUGCUAUGUGAAAUAAGCCAUAAGGAUCUAGAUGACACUCUGGCUAAGAGAUGUCUGGCCACCCAAAUUGAAGCAGACAAACUUACCUGUAGCAUUCUUUGUCCAUACAUUGGUUAUUACAGACUGUCUGUAUUUGUCAGGGACUAUGAGAGUGAUAGAAACAGCUUCCAGAAUGUGGGAAACUUUCUUCUUCACUGCAUCGCCAACCCAAUCAACUUGAAUCAGCUUUUGCCUCCAGAUCUCAGCCACUUUUGCGGGCCUGGAAUCAGGACUGACGACGCUGGUCUAUCAAAGUUCAGCCACACAGCCGCAAUAGUGAAAACACAGCAGGGAAAGUGCAACAUCACCUUCCAGAACCAGCAGGAUCUGGACCUUCAUGCCAUUUUAAAACAUAGCAAAGAACAAUCUGGACACCCCCUUUCUCAGCACAUCUUCUUCACCCACAAUGGCAGUAAGGUCACUCUCAGUGUGGCCCUGCCCGAGCCAGGAGUUUACAAACUGAGUCUUUAUGGAAAAACACCAUCCAACCAGGAAUUUAACAUGCUAUGUGAUUUUAUCCUUCAAAACAGCUCAGAGAGCUCAUGGCCCCCAUUCCCAUACACUUACACAGCCUGGAGGAAGGGCAGCGUGCUGUUUGAGCCACGCUCAGGCCUACUUGAGCCACUGUGUUGGGUUCAGUUCCGCGUCCGUGUUCCUGGGGCUCGCAGAGUCACCGUGCUGGGUGAGGAAAGAGUGGAUCUGCAGCUCAAUAAGAGUCACAUUUGGGAAGGAGAAGUGUUCACAGGGAAUGUGGAACAGAUCAAACUCGCAGCCAGCCAGGAGGAAACAUCUGAUCAGAUGGACAUCCUGAUGAGCUUUGAUGUGCUGAAGCCACAAAAUGAGAUGUAAAAAAAAAAAAAAAAAAGUACUGGGAAAGUAGGACAGACCAAACAUGGUGCAUGGCAAGGCACUUCCAGGGUCCCCGGUUCGAUCCUGAUGGUACCUUUAAAUUGACCGGUCCCCCAUCCAGGAUGUAUUCCCACCUCACACCUAGAUUCCCAGGAUAGGCUCCGAACAACUCUGACCAGGAUAAAGUAAUUACUGAAGAUGAAUGAAUGAAUGCUGUCCGAAUGCAAUUUCUGCAUCCAGAUAUUCAGUUCAGGCUAAAAAAAAUCAAUCUAGUAAACAUGACUGAUAACUGUGAACAAAAUUUAUAAUACCUGGCAGCUUUCAUACUGGUUUCACGCCUUUGUCAUACCAUAGAUUACUUGUGUUUGUCUAUGUGUCACAUUUUUUUUCUUCAAGGUGCUGAAGAGAUAAAAUGAAGCAAUCAAGAUGUGAUUGAAGUGUAGACUUUCAGCUUUAAUUCAAGGGUUUAACAAACAUACUGCAUUAGCCAUUUAGGAAUUACAGCCAUUUUUUUUUUACAUAGUCUCCCAAUUUUCACAGGCUCAAAAGUAAUUGGACAAACUAAAAUAAUUAUAAAUAUUAGGAUUAUUAUUAAUACUUGGAUGCAAAUCAUUUGCAGUCAAUGACUGUCUGAAGUCUGGAACCCAUGGACAUCACCAAAUGCUGAGUUUCCUCCCUUGAAGUGCUUUUCCAGGUGGGUCUUUCUGUCCUCAGUUUUGUACUCAGUAAGUGAAAAGCAUGCUCAAUUGGUUGAGGUCAGGUGACUGACUCAGCCAUUUAAGAGCAUUCCAUUUCUUUGCCUUAAGAAGCUCUUGGGUUGCUUUCUCGCUAUGUUUUGGGUCAUUAUCCAUCUGUACUGUGAAGCGCUGUCCUAUCAGUUUUGCAGCAUUUGACUGAAUCUGAGAAGAAAGUAUAGCUCUAUACACUUCAGAAUUCAUCCUGAUACUUCUAUCAGCAAUCACACCAUCAAUAAUCACCAAUGACCCAGUUCAAUUGGCAGCCACACAGGUCCAUGCUAUAACACUUGUUUGGAACAUAAGCCCUUUCUUUCCUUCUCCAUACUCUUCUCUUCCCAUCAAUACAAGUUAAUCUUGGAUUCAUCUGUCCAAAGAAUCUAGAUGUUUUCUAGCACCAUCUAGUCUUUCUGUUCUUGAGUGUUACCAGUGGUUUGCAUCUCGAGGUAAACCCUCUGUAUUUACUUUCAUAAAGGUGUCUUAUGAUUGUAGACUUUGACAAUGAUAUGCCUACCUCCUUGAGAGUGUUCUUUACUUGGCUAGAUGUUGUGAAAGAGUUUUUCUUCACCAAGAAAAGAAUUCUGUGAUCACCCCCUUAAGUUGCCUUCCAUGGUCUUCCAGGCCUUUUGCUGUUGCUGAGCUCACCAGUGCAUUCCUUCUUUUUUCAGACUAAUGAUGGCCUCUUUCACUUGCAUCAACACCCCUUUGGACUGCAUAUUGACAGUUCCCAUGAACAGCUACCAAAUGCAAAUUCAACGCUUGGAAUCAACUCCAGAACUUUAAUCUCCUUAAUUUGUCAUGAAAUAAUGAGGAAACAGGUCACACCUGGCCAUGAAACUGCUUAUCAGUCAAUUGUCCAAUUACUGUGAAAAUGGAGGGACUAUGCAAAAACAUAGCUGUAAUUCCUAAAUGGUUAAUGCAUUAUAUUUGUUAAACCCCUUGAAUUAAAGCUGAAAGUCUACAAAUCUUGACUGCUUCCUUUCAAAUCCAUUGUGCUGGUGUACAGAGGCAAAAUUCAGAGAAUUGUGUCACUGUCCAAAUACUUAUGGACCUGACUGUACAUUUCACUAAAUAUGUUUUUCAGAAUUAGCACAAUUAAAGAGAGCUAGGUUUCUACCUAUUAUAAGACUGAAUGCAUCAUGACAUUCUAAAUGAAGUUAUGUAAAAUGUGUGCACUUUGAUACACUGGAGAAUGAAGAUUUUAAAACUAUUCACUGUUAGAUACUCAUAUUUAGAAAAAGCAUAUUUGGCUUUCAAGUAUUAUCAUCUUGUCUCACUUGUUUUUUAUUUUAAAAUAAAGUGCUUUCCCAACAAAAUUAUUUAUUCUGUAUAAUGGUUCAGCAUGAAAAUCUGUGUACCAAACUACGCUUCAGUUAGAGGCCAAAUAGCAUAAUUCAUAGAAUUAUAUUUUUUGCCAUUUUUUCAUUUUACCAUCAAGUUUUAUGCAUAUAAAUACAAAACCACUGCAUCAGCAUUCAGCACUUGGCAAAGUCUGCAAAUCAGCUCUCAGUUGGUCUGGUAAUCAGUUUAAGAGUCACAGCACAGGAGCAGCAAGGCCAUGCUCUCUUACACACCAUAUAUCACGUCACAGCAACACACGAACUGAGCCACUUACGCAAGGCAGCAAAUGCAAUCUGUUCUCACUGUCUUUGACACAUGCACUAUUUUUACACUGCCAAGAACGAUAACGAUUGUUUAGUCCCCCUGAAGUUACAAAGACCGCACAGCCAGGUUUAUGUUUGGCUAAGAUAUUGACAUUAGGUCUGUUGUUUUUUUCUUGACGCUCUUCCUUGGCUGAUUAGCAUCAUUCCUGUCUCACUCUGUGAGGGGCUGAUAAUGAAGGGGCACCUUCUGCUGGUGAAUGGCAGGGUUGCCAGGUCUCAACAAAAUAUCCAGGCCAACUAAAUCUCAAAAAAAAAAAAAAAUUAAGCUAGCCCACAGCUAGCCCACAAAUGUUGGCAGC